This is a messenger RNA of Lepisosteus oculatus (spotted gar), 4439 nucleotides long. RefSeq names its product collagen alpha-1(XXIII) chain (gene col23a1b). The record is from RefSeq and is a predicted model, not a curated record. NCBI's taxonomy places the organism in Eukaryota, Metazoa, Chordata, Actinopteri, Semionotiformes, Lepisosteidae.
UACUUCACUUGAGCGAAAGCUUAACCUGAGUGAUCAGACACAGCUUCACUCAUAUAAUUCCAAAUUUCUCACAGCUGGUUAGAAUACCCAGAGUCAGAACUGAGCGCAGUGCGGAGCUCUGCGUGUUACAAACUCUUGAUCUCUGCAGCCAGCGCGACAAAUUCAUUUAAAAAAAGUAAUCUUACAUUUUUUCUAACAUUUGUUUAAAGUUCCGAAGUCAAAAGUUACAAAGACAUUCCUCCAGAAGGAAAGAUAUCAGCGCCAGUUUAUCCUGAAAUCACCGCAAUGAUGGAUUCUACAGAGAAAUUAAACGGAGAAAAAAACGCAGAGAUUCACAAAAGUGCCCACAGAUCUCUCCUGUUUAGAUGUUUGGUGGCGCUACCUACAGUUCUGUGUUUCAUAUUAUCGCUGAGCUCCUUAGCAUUUUGUUUUUUUGUGAGUUUCAAAGCAUACCAGUUGGAAAACAGGGUGAACGAUUUGGAGAUGGAAAAAAGAUCUGUAUUUCAUCCUUCAGAAACCACAAUCAUCGGAGAAGAUGGAAACGUAUUACCUGUACUUCAAGAUACGAUUGAAAGACUCAUACAAGAGAGGUUAAAUGAAGCGAUGCCUAAGCUACGACCUGUAAGAGAUGUGGACCGAGAGUGUUCCUGCCCUCCAGGCCCUCCAGGAAAACGAGGGAGGGUAGGCAGAAGAGGUGAUCCUGGACCUCCAGGCACGCCAGGCCGAGAUGGUUACCCGGGUCCUCUUGGUUUGGAUGGAAAACCGGGCCUUCCUGGAGUCAAAGGGAGUCAGGGACCUGCUGGACCAAAAGGAGAUAAGGGGGACCAAGGAGAUAUUGGUCCAAGGAUGGUCUUUCCUCGCUUCGACCAUGGAUUUCUCUCUGCUGAUCAGCCUAGCUUUCAGCGGCGGAUUUUAAAGGGUGAUCAAGGACAGGCUGGCCCCCCUGGUCCUCCUGGCCCCCCUGGUUCUCCAGGUCCCAGAGGACCUCCUGGGAACACAGGGAAAGAUGGGCCCCGUGGCCUUCCUGGAGACCCGGGUCUUCGUGGUGCAGAUGGGAUUGAGGGACCCCGUGGGCCUCCAGGAAUAAGGGGUGAAGAUGGUGAAGAAGGUCCUCCAGGGCAACAGGGAUUUCCUGGGCCUAAGGGAGAACAAGGUGCAGCUGGCUCUCAGGGAGAACCAGGAAUGGACGGAUUGCCAGGCACAAAAGGGGAAAAGGGAGAGGUGGGUGAUCCUGGGCCUCAUGGUGAAAUGGGGCAGCCUGGAAUUCCUGGCGAGAAUGGAAUGAAGGGAGAACCUGGUCAGAAGGGAGAGGAGGGAAUGACUGGGCCCAGAGGUUUACCUGGCCUGAAAGGUCAACCAGGUGCCACAGAAAUAAUUGACUACAACGGAAAACUUCAUGAAGCCCUUCAGGCAAUCCGGGCUAUCAGUGUUGCGGGUCCUCCUGGUCCUCCUGGUCCCCCAGGUCUAAUGGGAGAGCCAGGACCAAAGGGUGAACUGGGAUUACCAGGACCACCUGGAGUUGAUGGGGAAAAGGGCCCAAAGGGUUUGAAAGGAGACAGUGGUACUCCUGGAAUGCCUGGUCUGAAAGGAGAGAAAGGGGAAAUGGGCCUGUCUGGGCCUGCUGGUAUUGAUGGACAAAAAGGAGAGAAAGGGGACUCAAUCUUGUCAAGCCUGGAAGAUACCCUUGUUCAAAUGAUCUCUCCGCCUGGCCCUCCUGGUCCCCCUGGCCCACAAGGACCCAUGGGUCUUCAAGGUGUUCCAGGGACAAAGGGGGAACCUGGAAUGGAUGGAGUGAAAGGGGAUAAAGGAGAUUCUGGAGAGAGGGGACCCCCUGGACUGAAAGGUCCACCAGGUCCUACUGGAUUGGUUGGCCUUCCCGGUACCAAAGGUGAAAAGGGAAAAGUGGGGGAACCAGGAUUAGAUGGCUUCCCUGGCCUGAGAGGUGAAAAGGGCGAACGAGGAGAGAGAGGCGAGAAGGGGGAAAGAGGAUCAAUGGGCAGAAAGGGGAUGAAGGGGCAGAAGGGAGAGCAAGGACCUCCUGGAUUGGACCAGCCUUGUCCAGUGGGUGCUGAAGGUGGUAAAGGAGAGCCUGGGGAGACAGGUCUGCCUGGCCUGGAUGCUCCCUGCCCCUUGGGCCCAGAUGGACUCCCAAUACCAGGAUGCUGGCAUAAGUGAUGACUAACAAUGAAGCAUGGCCUCUGUACAUACUGAUAUGGUAUAUUUUGUAGAUGAAUAUCGUUUUUACCUUUUGUAAAAAAACUUAUAAUAUAUUGAACUUUAAUAAGGGACAAUGUUCUAUUCAUCAAUUAACUACGGAUGUGUUGACAAAAAAAAAAAAGGAAAAGUGGUUAUUAAUCCACAAAGAGGAUGUUUAGAAGAUGUGAGCAUCUGGUGGACUGAUAUUUCUUUUAAAAAAAGUUACAACGUAUAACCUUUACAUAGCUGUAAGGAAAUGUAAGUGCUGCUACAUGGUCUAACCGGUAAAGAAGACACCUAACAUUAUUGCCUGACUCACUGGUGUGUCUGCUGUGUUGGAUUGCAUGGAAAUGGAUUGGUUCAUUGGCAUUUGUGUGCUGUGGAAUAGUUCCCUUUUUAUUUUGCUUUGAAAGGAUGAACCAGCUUGGCUAAGACCCAAAAGGAAGAGAAUGUCUGAGCCUUAGACAGAUAUGGAGAGCUCAAUACAUUGAGUGGCUACUAAAUUGUACAUGAGAGGACACAUGUGUCAGGCCUGUGGAACAAAAGGGACUGCACAGUUUCUCAUGGAAAGUAUUGGACAGUGGGGCACAAGUUUCAGACCACUGUAUUUCACACUCUGGAAACCAAUUCAACUACAACAAGGGUGUCUAAAGAUCCUGGUGCAACAGUCGAUGACUCACCUGAGCAAUUCAUAAAGUCAACUUGAAUUUUGGGCUGCAUUUUUUAUUUGUCACAAAAGCAUUUUCUUCACUGUUAUUUCUGUGUGACUUCUCCUUUUGAGUCUAAACAAGAAAGGUAAAGAAAUGCUAAGACCUAUAAAACAAAUGGUGCUGUCUUGAUUGUUUUUAAAAACAUAUUUUUAAUGAAAAGAAGUUGAUGGGUUGUGUAUUGCCUUUUUGAAUAACGUCUCAACUGAAAUAUAUAAAUAUAAUGUAAUGCAACUUUUUCAUAAGUUGUCCUGGCAACAUUUUCAUUUAAACAAAUGUACCAUUUUUUUGGACAUUUAAUCAUGUUAGUGUUCUUAGAUAAUAGCCUAUUGUUUUCUAUAGGCAUGCAGUAUUAACUAUAAUAUUAUUAUUUAUAACCUAGGUUUCUACAGUUAUAAAACGUAUUACCGUGGCAUUCCUAUGAAUGGUAUUUUUCUUUUGAGAAAAGAAUAUUUGAACUAGGCACAUGCACACAAUUAAAUGGACUCAUGGAUUUGAUUUGAAAAUCUUAAGCUUCAAAACAAAACAAAAAAUAAAAUGCCCUGUUUGUUAAAUAAAUUGUUAUGAAGCAAAACCAUGAGCAACUUUACACAUUGCAGAAAUUUGAUGGUAUCAUACUGUACAUUAUCAUUGGGUUUCCUGCUAUGAAAGUCUAUUGAAAGGCAACUGUCCUUUCCAUUUCAUCUUACUCUGUCUUCCUCUCUCUAUACUGUACAUACAGCAUGUUUACCCCCAGCUGGUGCAUUUCAUUCAUAACUAUUCCUAGACUUUAGGCUGCAGCUUUAUCACAGUUUGGAAUGUUUUAGUGAGAACAUGCAAAACCAUUAAUUAGGGCAUUAGACUCAAGGCUUUCUCUUGACUGAAAUGGUCCCCUGCUGCUUGACUUUGCGGUCAAAAUGUUCAUAGCUAUAUCAUUAUUUUCUUUUCAGUUUUACACAAGAAAAGAUUACAUAAUCAAAUAAUAAUUAAGAAAAAUAUGAUUAACAUAAGUUAUCUUGAUUGUUUAACAAAUACAGAAACUAAGAUAAUUAAUCUGUGUUUUAAUCCAUAUAUUUAGGUGGGCAUUGAUGGUUUGUAAGAUGGCACCACUGUAAAGUAGAACAUACUGUACAUGUUCAGCUAUUUAAACUGCUUUUAUAUUCAGUUCUAUUUGAUUAUAAAGAAUGGCACUGAGUUAAUCAGAGUACAGCUUUUAAAUAUAAUGAACAACAUACAUAUUAUUUGUUGAAGGGUUUCAAGAAACAUAAAAUUAUUUGAUGGCUUUUUCAGUGUUUUCACUGUUCUGCAGUGAUUGGGCAAGCUCUUAUCUUCAGCUGUAAGUCCAUGUUUUCAUUUGCCUGUCUGCAAUUGGUUAAGAAGCUUUCCUAAAAUAGCUUUUCCAUAUGUGUGAAUAUGUGUCUGAUGUUUGAAAUAAUUUUAUAUUUUUACUUUCUUUGUUCAUUUGUUUGUGAUGAUAGUGAAGACAUCACCCUUUAUGUACAGCAUUAAAAAGAGAGAUACUGAAAAUAAACGAGCUACAAUAGGAGGAAAACCGUU